Molecule: messenger RNA, 1416 nt
Organism: Alternaria conjuncta
Lineage: Eukaryota; Fungi; Ascomycota; Dothideomycetes; Pleosporales; Pleosporaceae
Exons: 3
Coding region: 1-1416 (471 amino acids)
Biological process (GO): intra-Golgi vesicle-mediated transport
Cellular component (GO): trans-Golgi network; TRAPPII protein complex
Source: RefSeq, a predicted model, not a curated record
AUGGCAGACGAUGAGGUGAUACCACGCAGGAGCCUCGAGUUUGCCGAGAGCUCAGUGCUGGAAGCUGUGGUGCCUGCGAGUUCCGACAUCGACAUCAAGAGCGAGAUCGACUCUUGGGAUGGUGCAGCAGACGACAAUGGUUCCAUAUUGCCGUUCCUAGCACAACGAAAUGUGCUACUUCUCGUGUACUUCCAACCCACGGCCUCCUUCAAGCCAGAAGAAAAGCCUCAAAAAGACGCGUCAGAGGAUGACUAUCUCCCAAGUGGCGUACCCACACCCUUAAACCUGCUGCAGUCAUUCGAGAAUGAUCCCGCUCUUGUCGGUGUCCAUCCACGACUCUCAGCAAUGCGUAUCAGCAAGGUCACUCCAACUGCCCCUGCUGCAAAGGAAAUGGCUCGACCGAUUCGAAACGGACAAAGACCACUAUUUCGUGUGCUGCCGCCUUUGAUAUGGAGGAUACGUUAUUCGAGGAUUCAAGCAUCAAUAAGCGACCUGUCUUUGAUGGCCUCUCUAGAUCUGGAAGUCGCUCAAUUCGCUACCUACGACGUCAGAAUCAAAAAGGUCAGCCUGGCUUUGCAUGGAGGCAAGGUUCAAGAGUUGAACGAAGAGCUGGAUACCACGACGAGCCACAAACCUGGUGAUCAGCUAACGUUUCUGUACAAGAUCCGGCCUGAUAUUGGUACCGAUGGAACACCAGCACUCGGGAGCAAGGGUCAUUACUUAACGUUGAAUGUUGAGGCAAAUGUCACAAUGUCCGAUCAUUGCCACCCAGACAUUGCUAUCGAGUGGAAGACACCCGUUGACUUUCCGUCAGAACAGGCGCUCAACUUGGCCAGGGCUAGUCGGCCGAGUAGCUCUACAACACAGAGCGCGAACGCAGCCAAUCCCGACGCCCUUGUCACUCAAGAUGCCCAAGAUCAACCCGAACAGGACGCUUCACACAACGACGUCAAUGUCACUCUGACAGUGUCUGGGCCGCCGAGUGUCAAGGUUGGCGAGAUCUUCACGUGGGAUGUGUUUAUAGUCAACCGAUCGGACAAAACGCGAAGGCUGGCAGUUCUGGUCAUCGCGAAAAGACCGAGAGACUCGGGGAAGCACAAAUCACAUCCAUCCGUCUCUUCUGUAGGCCGACCUCGAGCGGACAAGAAAGAGUUGUUUGGGACAGCGGUCGUUGACGAAAAUGUCGUGUACGCUAAGCAAAAAAGUGCGAGAACCGAUACGGCGGACUUGAUCUGCUUGACAACUGACAUACGGCUCGGGCAACUCUCACCCGGCUCCUGCUACACAGCCGACCUCAAGUUUCUUGCGCUUUCGGCAGGAGUAUUGUUCGUGGAAUCGAUACGAGUCGUCGAUCUGGUCAGCAACGAAGCUGUCGAUAUACAUGAUUUACCAAGUAUUGUUGCUGUAGCCUCGUGA